AAGACACAUGCUUUUCUAGUAACUGUGAUCAUGACCAUUCAGACAUUUGCUCAAAUUGUGUUUUGACACACAAACUUACAGAGGGCAUCACUGAAGCCACUAAAACAGUCAGAAUACCAUCUGAGGAUUUGAUGGAGGAAUUGCAGCAUGAAAUUACCAUGGCAACAAAAGCCAUCAAGGACUGGAAGGCUCAUCUUCUUAGAACUGUGCACCAAGACUUUGCAAGAUCAGACAUCCUACAACACCUUGAAUCAAACCAGGGACUUCUUAUAAUGGAUUGGGCCAUGAAGUUUCUACCCCUCCAGUACAGGGAAACACAGUCAGACUUCUUUGGAAAAAAGGGCAUUAGCUGGCAUAUUUCAUGUUUAAUUACCAAGAAGAGUGACCCUGAACCAACAGCUAGCACCUUGUCAGACCAUCUUGACUUGAACACCUAUAUCCAUAUCCUUGAGAAUGGUACUCAAGGUUGGUUUUCCGUUGCUCAUAUUAUUAGACACCUUCUUUUGACUCUAUCAGUGCAGUUUCCAAACCUGAAAGAGAUCUACAUGAAGACAGACAAUGCUGGUUGCUAUCACUGUACACCACUAAUCUCCUUUAUCAGUCAGAAUCACAGUCAUUUUCCUAUUACCAUCAAGGAGUUCAACUUCAGUGAAGCACAGUCUGGAAAAGAUCUUUGUGACAGCAAAACUGGUUCCUGUCGAAUGCAUGUGGCUAGAUUUCUGAAUGAGGGAAAUGAUAUUCUUUCUGCCUCAGACUUGAAGAGAGCCUUAGAAAGUAAUAAUGGAUUGAAAGGAACAAAGACCUGUGUUAUCUCCAUUGACAAUGCAGAGGAACCAAAGAUAAAAUCCAAAAUUCCUCAGAUUAGCCUUCUGAACAAUUUCAGAUUUGAUGUGGAUUCAGUUAUUGCAAAAAGGGCAUAUCAGAUUGGUUGUGGACGCCUUAUUGAGACCAAUACUUUGAAGGAUCAGCAUCUUAAUGUUGGAGAAAUGAAUGGUUUUGAGGUGUUAGACGAAUUUCCAUCUCAUGCAGUUGAUGUUGGACAAGUCUGUGUUAGAAUGAGGAACCCAAACAUUCAAAAUGAAAUGGAGGAGGAACAGAACCAGGAACAGGACCAGGGGCACCUGAAUAAUGAUUUGUAUGCAUGUCCAGAUCCCUAUUGCCAGAAACAGUAUGUGAGGUCUGCUAACCUUGAGAAACAUCUAGCAUUAGGCAAUCACCUUUACAGGAAAGCUGAAGAAACCGGAAUUGAUUGUGGCAUCAAAAUAUGGGUUGAAAAGUGUUCUGCCAUCCGAGAGAAAUAUGCUCACAUUUGUGAGACAGUGUUGUCUCGGAGUCGUGAUACAGGUAUCUUUUCCCAAAGUUCAGGAGGAUUGGCAUUAAAAUCUGUUGCUAAAUGCAACAGGUUCUCCUUAAAUGUGAAGGAGUAUGUAAAGAAGAUUUUUGAAAGCUGUGAAAAGACAGGAAAACGGCCGAAUUAUGCAGCUUUAAGUGGAGAACUUCAAAAAGCUUGUGAUGAAAAUGGACAACGCCUUUUUAGACCAUUUGAGUGGCUAACAGCAAAUCAACUGAGAAACCUGUUUGCAUCAUAUAUUAACAACAAGAAGAAAAAUUAUAGGGACAGACAGAUUCUUUUAGUGGAAGUUCCAGAAACAGAUGAACAUCUUCAAGAAAUUGUCAUGAAUCUUAAGGCAGAAGAACAUCAGCAGACUGUAUCUGACAUGUAUGAAAAUGUGUUUUAUGCAGCAAAUACUUAAUUUACCUUUGGAUAUCUCUGUGGCAACCUAUAUAACAUGCAUUUACAUGGAAAUUAUCAAUGUUUUAUACUUUAAGAUAUCUGUAAAGGUGAAAAAUUCCAGGUUUAAAAAAAAUACACUGUCUCAGUAUGUGUAUUUUAGCAUGAAUGUAUUUCUUAUUACAUUUGGUAUUUAUCUUUUAUGAUUGUGUGAGCAUGGCAACUUACAGGUUACAUUAGUGCAAUGAUUCAUUUCUUUUUAUGUAAUGAUUAUUGUCAGUUCUAAUUAGACACCACCAAAAGUUAACUCUCUGAAGGUUCAAUGCACUGUCAGUAAUAUAUAAGGUUUUCUCAGGAAAUUAAACAAAUUACGCAAAUGAUUGUAUUUCCUUGGAAACAAGUUUUUUUCAUUUUAGUAACCAAUUUUAUUCUAGUAUUUGAAAAUAUUGAAAUUAAUAUUUUCAAAACUUAUCUUAGAGUAAUAACAUUUAAUUUAGUAUUCUCUGUUAAAACCAUAAAGCAUCAGAAUUUUUUUUUACCUUCUUCAAAGAAAGUGAUAAAAGUCCAAAAUGAGGAAAAACAACAAUUUUAAGUUUUUAUGAAUAACAGUAAUAUAUAAGUAAUGUACUUAUAUGAUGGCGUUAUUAAUGACAACUUGUAUUUCCUGUUUUGAAAUAUUCAAAGUUAAUUUUUAUUAUUAUUUUCUGUAUAAAUUGUCAAAAUAAUGCUGUGAUAUAUCAGAACAUUUCUGGUAUAGAUUUAAGUGAAUUGAAUGUUAGCCAUUUUAACGUUUUUUUGUAAAAAUGAAAAUACCAGUCUCAUUGGUGACGUCAUAUCUGACCUAUAUUAUAGAGUCCAAAGUCAGAUUUUUUAUAUUGUACUAUUCAUGGUCUGUACUUAUUGGUGUAAUUGCAAUAAAAGAAAUUGAAGCGUUUACAGACCCCAAAAUAAUGCUUUGUAAGUUGGUAAAAUUUGAACAUUUCACUAAACGUAGGAAUUCGAAAAGUUUAUGACCUUUUUGUACUUAAACUAGAUAAGAUCUAUAUAAAUGUACCUCCCCAGGAGACAUGCUAGACAACAUGCUUUUACCCCCUAUAACUAGUUUCUAUGCAUGUAUUAUCACUGUUAGUUGAGAGGUCCUGAAAUAUGUGUAGAUUUCAUGGUUUUUGUUCCCAUUUUUGACCCCUUGUUCUAUUUUUAGUAACAUGCCUUUUACUCAUGAACUAUGCCAACCAUGACAAAAACAUAUGUGGCAAAUUUUAUGGCAUAUUAAUACUAUGUUGCACACCAACAUUGAUAUCGAUACAUCAACCAUGCUUGUGGACUGUUUUGCAUGACUUUCUCUGAGACGCUCA
Magallana angulata is the source of this 3087-nucleotide messenger RNA. RefSeq lists its product as uncharacterized. The coding region runs from base 132 to 1754 and encodes 540 amino acids. The record is from RefSeq and is a predicted model, not a curated record. Lineage: Eukaryota; Metazoa; Mollusca; Bivalvia; Ostreida; Ostreidae. The transcript is spliced from 2 exons.